Molecule: messenger RNA, 2228 nt
Organism: Colletes gigas
Lineage: Eukaryota; Metazoa; Arthropoda; Insecta; Hymenoptera; Colletidae
Exons: 7
Coding region: 504-2228 (574 amino acids)
Source: RefSeq, a predicted model, not a curated record
ACUGUGAAUGAUUCGUUCGUCUCUGCCUGGGAGUCUGUAUCGUUUCUCUGACGGAACGCGAUACGGAAAACGAACCGAGAUUGUCCCUCGGGAAACGACCGGUAAAUCUUGCCCACGGGUCACCCGCGAACAGGACAAGACAAGGGGGAACGUUCGUCGUGGCGAAGGUGUGUCCGGUGGGCGAGAUUUGUACGUUGGCUGUCCGAUUGGGUAUCGGUGGAUCGAAUUGACCGUCUUUGACGCGUCGAAUUCGGUGAGAGAUGAGAAACGCGUACCGUGAUAUCCCCGUGGCCUUUGCGAGAAACGCGAUUUCAAACGGGCCUAAUCGGUGCGGCGUAAGUCUAAAUUGAAUCGUAAUUGCGAAUCGGAACGUUGCGGAUCGUGUCUCGCCGACACGACGGAGCCAGCCGAUCGGAUCGAUGAACAGGGACUAGUCCCGGUCCGUGGAAUUUCGUGCAAUAACGAGGUUGCAAGAGGCGAUAUGCGAGCGUAGGGAAACGACGAUGACAGAGCUGAAUGCGACGAAGGUCGAGACCCCGACCGGCACGAUGAAUCUCGUAUCGACGAUAUCCUCGUCGCCACCUAGCGCGGUGGUCGCAGCCGCGAUUAGCGCCGGCACAGCGAUCCCGACUAAUCCGUCCACGACGGUAACGGCUGGAGAUGCGGUCACCAGCACCGCCAAACCCGACCAUCAAGUCUAUAACACGACCGGGAACCUCGUGGAACAUGACGAGCUCGAUCACAGUAUACUCGCUGGUUUCUCAGAUAUACAGACAGUAUUCCUUGCGUGCAUCUCGACGCUGUUGCCUCUGAUCGUUGCGCUGGGAAUUGCCUUCGGCGUUAGACACGUGUGGAGGAAAUAUCGGAACAGACGAGACAGCUCGAGUGGAUUGCCCUGGUACAGGAGUGUCUGCUCUCGAGACAAUACGGCCGAAUCCUUGCGUCAUCGGCCCCACUCGGGAAGCACGACCAUUCAGUCGGCCACGAGAAUUCUCUCCGCGCAAAACCUGGUGAACGGCCUCGAUGGACCCAGGUACAUUUGCGAGACCGAGGUCAUGGAAGAAGCGAACGUAGCCAACGCGGUCCCGAUGGAGUAUACUCCACCAGGGAAUCAUACUAGCAAGAACGCCAAUGGGAACAUCAUCACUCUCACCCUCAAGAACAACCAGCUUAUCGUGGAAUCCGAGGAACGGGCAGUGACGAUGGAGGAUACUAAAACUCGCAAGUACCAAGACAACGGAUGCUCGUUCGUGGUGGAGGUGCAGCCCAGCUACCAGAACGACGACACGGAGGCUAACAAAGGAUCCUCCGACGACAUGACUGCUGGCGUCACCGAUCAACAGGCCCUGGUUCACAGAGAAGAAAUUCCAGAGGAUCGAUCGCCGGGUUUCGAGAACACGAGGCUAUUCGGGAGCACAAACACGGGACUGUCGCAGUCGGAUCUCUCGAUCUCUAGCCAAGGCUCGGUUAAUCCCAGCUAUCGUUAUGGAAAUCAACUAGAGUACGAUGCGGGCCAUCUGGGGUAUCCGAUGUACGGUGGUAAUUACGAGUCCGAUACGCUGUCCCGGAAACUCGAGGGUGGCUCGAAAUGGGUGGAGUUCGAUAAGUCGCCGGACACCGAGAAGACGCUCUUGAACGUCUCGAAAACGUCCAGCAUCGAGAAGGACGCUGAUGAAAGCCCGUCGAUGGCGGAGAAGCAGAACAACCUGGACGCGUCGCAGGGAUCCGGGGGAUCGAUGGACCAGCAGGACUCGACGGACGCGAGCAUCUCGACGGAGACGGUACGGUCGAACCCCAACCUCCAAGCGAACGGCGCCACCCCCAAUAAGCUGGAGACGACGGAACAGAAGGCGGUGAGCAACGAGUUUGGGAAAUCGGAGGCGAGCAACAAGCCCGUGAUAACCGGGGCGUUGCUGAAGGACGACGUACAGGAAGACACGUUCCAGGAACAGCAGCGAAAGCUGGGCAACGGGACCCUUACGCCGGAGCACAAAGGCGACAGACCGAAGGAUCAGAAACCGGAAGGUAGCGCGUUCGUGCCCAGUCACAAGCGUAGCGGAAGCAUCCCGCCGCGACUGAUCGAGGAGAGCCUGGAACUGGACCGGAAGAAGUCGUUGGACAUUUACAGUCAGAUCAAGACCAGCACCAAGAGCAUACUUCCGGGACUGAGCCCGAAGUUCGAGCUUCUGCAGAACGAAGUGAGUCCCAUCGAGGAAAAAGAGAGUUAA